UGAGAUUGAUCAUAUUCUGCUAAAAAAUAUCAACCUACAGAACGGUAUACCUGAAUGGGAUUUAUUUUUCAAGAAAAUACAGAACGGUAUGUCCGAUGGAGCAAGAGAACAUUGGCUUCGAAAACGGCGAAAAUUACGGAAUACGCCGCCAAAACUGGAGCAAGAAGAAUUCUUUCUUUUAUUUACUCGUACCGUUUAUAAUGCACGAUAAUUUCUAUGCAUAUUUAUCUUCAGUCACUAUCUUUUCCCGACCCUCCAACAGUGACUGCGUUUUGCAGUGUGCAAGAGUGUUGUUGGAUUCGUCAUGAAGAACGAAAAUCGAGACUGCAAGAAAUGGUCAUCAGCCGAUACAAUUCAUGCCAAACAAAAAUUUAAUGAAGAAAAGAUUUCUGAUGGGUGUUCAUAUUUCUUCAAAGUGUUGUUGGGAGAUUUUUCUCAAAAACUGAGCAUUCCUCCUGCUUUUGUUCCAAAGCUCAUACAGGAGGCUGAUUUGAUUACAGUUCUGCAUGUACCAAGUGGGCGUCAGUGGGUUGUAAAGUUAUGUGGUACAAGUACUGGGUUGGAGUUUGGACAGGGCUGGGAGAAUUUUGUACAUGAUCAGAGAUUAGAGUUGGGAGAUUUUUUGGUGUUUAAGUAUAUCUGCAGGUCGAAGUUUAAAGUUUGGAUAUUUGGAAAAAGUGGGUGUGAGAAAAACAGCACUGUUUUUGAAUCUGAGGAGACCCAUUAUGAUUUACAGAAGAUAUGUCCUAAUAGUAUCAUAGCGAGUGCUGUUACCAGAAAUUCUGCCCAACCCACGGACAGUCAUUUACUAAUUGAUUUGGUUUCUGAUGAAGAAGAUAAAAAUGAAGUGGCUGAAAAUCAAGGGAAAGUACCCAAAUCCUCUUCUUCGUCUCCUUGUUGCCCUCCCAAGAAUCCUAUGCAUUGCCACCCGUCUCUUGCUGGAGAGAAGCGCAAUCUAGAGAAAUCCUCUGCAGAGAUAGAGACUGAAAAUAGAAGUUAUCUUGGAACUUAUUACAUUUCUCGCAGACGUCCUGUAACUGAAGCAGAAAGGAACAAGACCCUUAAGGAGGCUAAAUCUUUCAAAUCAGAUAAACCGUUUUCUUCAGUACUUAUGAUGCCAUCUCAUGUAUACCACGGGUUCUGGAUGGGUGUGCCAAAACAAUGUAUACGUACUCUCCAAUUACCGAGCGAAAACUUUGAUAUGAUUCUUGUGGAUGCUAACAGUAAGGAAUGGCAAGUGCGAUACCGGUGGAAUGGUUCUAGGGCUAACCUGAGCAAAGGGUGGAGACCUUUUUCAUUUUCUAACAAUCUCGAGGAAGGAGAUGUUUGCAUCUUUGAGCGCGUAGAUCAUAGUAUACACAAAAUCAAGCUUAGAGUCCAUAUUUUCCGGAUUGUCAAGAAGAUUACUCCAUACAAGAGGAUGUUAGGUAAAAUUACGGGGAAUAGCAUUACUUUGCCCACAAAUCACUCUAAGAAAAUGAAAGUCUCCAAUGAAUAUCUUGCCAUCGAUAUGUCAGUAAAAGCAUUCGAACCUGAUGGAAAAGAUGCUGAACAAGUGAAGAAAACAAAUGAUAGCAAUUCGGCACCUAGAAAUCACUCUAAGAACAUGAAAUUCUUGCAAGAAGACCUUGUCACCAAUUUGUCAGGAAAAGCAUCUGAACCUGAACAGGGGAAAAAUGCAAAGCAAGGAGUCAUACAAGCGAAGAAAGAGAAGACUAGCAAUGUAGACAAUCGUUCUAAACUGGUCAAUUCAAAAUGUAUACAAGCCAUUUCAGAGAGGAAAACAGGCUGUAGACGUAGCCCACGAUUAGCUCAAAUCUGUAAUAAGGUACCGUGUCCACAGAAAAAGUUGUUACACCAAGAACCUUCUGUAAAUGGACACAAAUCAAUUGCCAAGGACACAAAGGUGCUGCCAAAAAUGAUCACUUGUGUAGCUGAUGUGAACGGAGAAGAAGAUGAUUUGAUGAUUAUUUGGGACAGCAACUCCUUGUCUAGAUACAGUGCUUUAUAGCAAGGGGUUUUUGUAUCUUCUUGGAAGUAGCAUACAUGAGGGUCCUUUGAUGACAACUUCCAUAAUUCCAGCAUUGAAUCCUGAUGCCGAAGUUUGUGUACAAGUUACCAGAAGAAGUCAUUUCUCUGGUUGAUCUGAUUGGUGAGGCAAAUUGGAUUCUCGCACAGAUGAGCAAUAUGAGUGGGGGGUCAUAUAGUAUCGUGACAUGAUCCUGUUGAUAUAUUUAGAGAAUUGAAUUUAGAAACCUGAGUAGUAUGUUUAGUGACAUGGUUACCAUAAGUGCCCACUUCUAUAAAUUUAAUUGAUAUGAAGGCAGAACCGAACUUGGUGUACGGUUCUGAGUUGGGUUUCCUGAAAUUACCUGAAGGAAAAGUAUAUUUAGGUUAGCAUGGACUGCAUUGUUCUUGCUUACAGAACAAUAUCUCUAGAGACUCAAGUUAUAAUUAUAUUGGAACUUACUGAUAGAGAGCAUGUACACUAAUUCCAUAAUCUAGGAAAUGAAUGAAGAAAGAUGGUAAAAGCUUAUCGACAGUUUGAUACUGUAACCUGAAUCAACUGCUUCUGUGCUUUAUACACAUUGAGAAGUAAAUUGAUUAGGGUCAAUCAAAAAAUUAGUUGUGCACAUCUUUAUAAGCCAAA
This is a messenger RNA of Cryptomeria japonica (Japanese cedar), 2650 nucleotides long. RefSeq names its product GDSL esterase/lipase At5g45910. Lineage: Eukaryota; Viridiplantae; Streptophyta; Pinopsida; Cupressales; Cupressaceae. The record is from RefSeq and is a predicted model, not a curated record. The coding region runs from base 305 to 2011 and encodes 568 amino acids. Gene Ontology annotation, molecular function: DNA binding; hydrolase activity, acting on ester bonds. The transcript has 4 exons.